AGUCAAGUAUAGGCUAUACAUUCAAAAUGAUGUUCUCAAUGGUACAUUAAUUGUAAAUCAGAAAAAUGAUACUGAACAAGAUUUGUCUGAUUACAUAAAUUAUCACGCUGUUGCGCAACUUCUUACAGCUUCAACAGCUCAUGCUGUUCGCUCUGUAUAACCAGCAAUUCCACAUGUAAAACUCAAUUUGAAUCGCAAAUUUCAAGAUAUUUUCCGAUUUGCAAAUAAACAAUUGAUAAGUAUUCAUAUUAAGUCACAAAAUUAUUGUUUAAUAAAUUGCAUGUCAUUACAAACUUUCUUUUAAAGUUCAUAUUGUGUUUGUGUAGGGAACGAAUUGAUUCAAUAACUUCUGUUACUUGUUGCAGGAGAAAUGAAAAAAAUGAAUAACAACUUGUUCUACUUGAGGGAAACGCAAAACGAGCUUGUCAAAUCUGUUGAAGUUUUAAGAACUGCGCAGGAAAGCCGUGCAAAUGUGGAUAUGCCAAGCCUGCAAUACCCCCCAGAGGGAAUAAUUGAGGAUUUUCCUGCUUCAACUAUGGAGAGUUUGCAGAAAAUUGAACGAAAACUCAUGGAAAGGAGUUUCCUAAUCAGAUGUGAGACAUAUGUUGCGUCAUGCGCCGACAAAACAUCAGAAGGGCGCACAAUUACUAGCAUAAUGGGGAAGCUGGUGACGCUCGACGUAGCCGUCAACUUCUCUUGGAAGGGAGUGCAACGGAAAGAUCACAAAAUAGAGAAAAAACCAUUUAAGGAUCUUCUGAUAGCCAAAGUUAUGAUUGCUGCUACAAAACGGUGCUGGCCAAAAUCAGAGUUGAAGCAAGUCCAAUUGAAAGCGGCUACAUGGCUUGCACAAGCCCAAUCAAAGUUGGACAAAAUGAAUCAGCCAACACCAGCUAAUCGACAUCGAUUGUGAAGAUGAGCUUGUCAAAUAGAUAAGAAUAUAGUACAUAGAAAAGAUAGUAGUGACAUCAUAAACAAUAAAUUAGUAAUUGAUUAUAA
Molecule: messenger RNA, 996 nt
Organism: Nilaparvata lugens (brown planthopper)
Lineage: Eukaryota; Metazoa; Arthropoda; Insecta; Hemiptera; Delphacidae
Exons: 4
Coding region: 371-910 (179 amino acids)
Source: RefSeq, a predicted model, not a curated record